Molecule: messenger RNA, 2320 nt
Organism: Myotis myotis
Lineage: Eukaryota; Metazoa; Chordata; Mammalia; Chiroptera; Vespertilionidae
Product: histone H2B type 1-C/E/F/G/I
Exons: 1
Coding region: 50-430 (126 amino acids)
Cellular component (GO): nucleosome
Molecular function (GO): protein heterodimerization activity; DNA binding; structural constituent of chromatin
Source: RefSeq, a predicted model, not a curated record
UUGCUAUUUCCCUACUUCUCUUCUGAGUGCUUCAGGAGUUCUCUCGACCAUGCCCGAGCCCGCCAAGUCGGCGCCCGCCCCGAAGAAGGGCUCCAAGAAGGCGGUGACCAAGGCGCAGAAGAAGGACGGCAAGAAGCGCAAGCGCAGCCGCAAGGAGAGCUACUCGGUGUACGUGUACAAGGUGCUCAAGCAGGUGCACCCCGACACCGGCAUCUCGUCCAAGGCCAUGGGCAUCAUGAACUCGUUCGUCAACGACAUCUUCGAGCGCAUCGCGGGCGAGGCGUCGCGCCUGGCGCAUUACAACAAGCGCUCGACCAUCACGUCCCGCGAGAUCCAGACGGCCGUGCGCCUGCUGCUGCCCGGCGAGCUGGCCAAGCACGCCGUGUCCGAGGGCACCAAGGCCGUCACCAAGUACACCAGCUCCAAGUAGACGCGCGCGCACGCGGCCUCACUCCUGACCCAAAGGCUCUUUUCAGAGCCACCCACAAUGUCUCAAAGACCUGUAGCUCCAAAAGCGGUGCAAAUGUUUCAGGCAAGAAGCCUGCCCCUCCCCGCCUUGUUAGUAAAAGUUGUCUAUGCAACUGGGAUAUUUGCUGCUGCGGUAGUUAGCAAAGAGAAGGUGGCCUAGUCUGAUUUGCUCUCUUAAUCUUUCAUCGCCUGGUUAAGGCAGUAAGUACCUGUCCUCAGUUUCAUAUUUUUAUCCAAACCCACAGAAAGAGCCCCUGGAUUGUUUUGAGCAGCUAAAUAGUACAUUUUGGCAAGGUCCAGAUUGUCUGACCACCCUGUAGAGUUUUAAAUUCAGCUAAUAUCCGAGCGUAUAGAGAACUGCAGGAGUCGCUGAGGGCGUGGAGAAAGUGUCCAUUGUGUAAAUUUCUCAGCUACCGGGAAUUCCUCGGCAGGGAGGGCCUUGAUUGUGCCUCCAGGGUCAGUUUCAUUCAAACCCCAAGGGCUCCCAGAGUUCCCCUACCCUUGUCCAGAGCUUCUUUUUUCGUUAGCUUUUCAUCUCCUAGGACUUUAUUCUAAGAUUUCACAGGAUUUAACAUUGGUGUGCUCCAGCAUGUCGCUGAUUUUAUCCUACAAUCGCCUCAGAAGGAAUCUCCAAUUUACAGGCAAAGGACUGAGACUUCAGGUUGAGUACUAGGCCCUUGCUCAUCAGUCGAGUUGUCAGGACUUACCACAGUGUUUGUCAGGCUUUUUCUCAAGGAAGAGGCUGGUCAUAGGAAUGGGGAAACCGUCAAAGGCAAGUAGAUGGUUAGAAUGAGAGGAAAGUAGAAGUGGCCAGGAGACACACGUGUUGUGUUCUCUGAGGCCCAGCAAAAUCCUUGCCAGCUAAAGUUUAAGAUAGACAUCAAGGUGGGAAUGUAAGGAUCGCCUGGCAGCCAAUCAAACCUCAGAACUGCGGUGUGAAGGGGGAAUCGUGGCCAUUGGCAGAGUAACUCUGAGCUUAAAGAGCUCAUUUUCUCCUUAUGAGCAACAUGGAGUUUCAUGUCUUUUUUCUGCAAAUGACUCGGUAACAGAUCCCUAUGAACGUGCAGGAAUGACUCGGUUUCGUAAUGGACUUUGUGAAGAAAACUCCUGGGGCCCACAUAUUGUGAAGGCAUUUAUUUCUUCCUCUCCAGAGCACGUUGAAAAUACAUUUUUGAAAAACAGUGUGUUCAUAAAAAGAAACAAGAAGCCGAGUCCUUGCUUUAUUCAAGGUAAGAGAACACACUCACAUUGUGAAAUGCGUUUGCUUUUCAGCUGGAGGCUGGAAACGUGCUUGUUGCCAAGCAACAUGUUGAUUGUGUGCCUCUUUCCAGGAUAAACACUGUGCUCACAGAACACUUGCCUGUUGCGAGUGACCGCAUCCCUUUCUUUAGUCUAAAGUAAAGCCAGGAUAGCUUUUAAUUUUUUUCAAAAACCCUAUAUAAUAAAGAGGUGAUAUGCAAAUUGACCCUCACGCCAUCACAAGAUGGUUGCACCCACAGCAGAAGCGGGCUUUCCAUAAGGAGCUGAAACAAGAGAUCAGCAGGGGCCUGAGGCUCCGUGGCGCUGGGGCCAGGGCGGGAGACCUCAGGCAGCAUCCCCAGCCCAGGGGGAUUGAUGGGGACCUCAAGCCACACCCCCCACCAGGCCAGGGGACCUGAGGGUACGCUGGGGACCUAAGGCUGCAUCCUCACCCAGCACUGGGCUGAGAGACCUGAGGCUGCACCCCCCACCUAGCGGGGCUUGACGAGGGUGGGCCAGUGGGCCUCCGUCUCACCCAAUGGGGGUGGGGCUGGCUGGGGCUGGGUCUCACCCAAUUUUGAGGUGCAUGCAGGAGGGUGGGGACUUGACUCUG